AUGCCUGACUGGUCUUUCCCAUAUCCGCCUGCGAAGGCUGGAUACUGGAAUCCCGUUACUUCGACUCUAAACUGGUGCGAAGAGGACUACUAUGCCACCAUCUACUCCGCCGAGAUCAUCAACACGCUCACCAACCUACUGUUCAUGUGGCUCGGAGUGAAGGGGUUUCUCAGCUGUCGGCGUCAUGGUCACGACUCCAUCUUUCAGGUCGCCUACUGCGGUUACCUCCUUGUCGGAACCGGAAGCUUUCUCUUUCACUCUACUCUAAAAUGCAAGUUGCUUGUCGGGCAUUACACAAAGUCUUAA
Messenger RNA from Aspergillus melleus, 306 nucleotides. Its product is annotated as alkaline ceramidase ydc1. Gene Ontology annotation, cellular component: endoplasmic reticulum membrane. The transcript is spliced from 2 exons. Gene Ontology annotation, biological process: ceramide biosynthetic process; ceramide catabolic process. The record is from RefSeq and is a predicted model, not a curated record. Bases 1 to 306 code for a protein of 101 amino acids. NCBI's taxonomy places the organism in Eukaryota, Fungi, Ascomycota, Eurotiomycetes, Eurotiales, Aspergillaceae.